This is a messenger RNA of Stegodyphus dumicola, 3154 nucleotides long. Its product is annotated as sphingomyelin phosphodiesterase-like. Gene Ontology annotation, molecular function: acid sphingomyelin phosphodiesterase activity. Lineage: Eukaryota; Metazoa; Arthropoda; Arachnida; Araneae; Eresidae. Gene Ontology annotation, biological process: sphingomyelin catabolic process; ceramide biosynthetic process. Gene Ontology annotation, cellular component: lysosome. The record is from RefSeq and is a predicted model, not a curated record.
AAAAAACCAGCUCCAGAGUCGACAGUUGAUUUCGAGUCGUCGUUCGGUCGGGUUUCUUUCUUCGAGUUCUGCUUCCUGGUUGGGGAACGGAGUUGUUUUGCGACUCAUGCCAGCGAGAAGACGGUGAGACAGGUAUUUUUUUCUGGUAACGGUUUCUGGAGCUACGAUGGCGUGGAAGUGGACAGCGUUAGUGGCUCUCUGUAUCUUGCUGGUGUCUGGUGUUGUGUCUCAAAUUGAAGACGUGGGAGAGAAUGAAGUCGAGGAACCUUCGAAGGAGGAAGGCAAAUUCUUCCCUAAGCUACUCUCUCACAUCUUCGACAUCUUGAGCUUCAGAAAGGUGGUGGCAGAACUGAAAGUCGGAAAGACAUCGCCGACAAUGUGUUUUGUAUGCAAAUUCGGAAUUGCUCUGCUCCAACAUUUUGUGGAAACAGACAAACCACAAGAAGAAAUCGCACAUAUUGCCUACACCAUAUGCUCUACUCUAAAAUUAGACAGCGACAGGGUUUGUGCGGGUAUAAUUAAUCUCUUCAAGGAUGAAAUUAUGUACGUCUUCCAAAGAACUACUCUAGGGCCUCAGGAAGUAUGUGGAGUUCUUCUAGGUAAUGACUGCGCCAGAAUUACUUCUCCACUACAUAACUGGACUGUGCCUCUCACUCCCUUUCCCAAACCUCCCCCAGAAGAAAUCAAAGAGCCGAAGGCUGGAGCACCCGUCUAUCGAGUUCUCCAUUUAUCCGACACUCAUUUAGAUCCCUAUUACCUGGAAGGAUCUAAUGCUGACUGCAAAGAACUGAUGUGUUGUCGCAUAGCCGAUGGUCCAGCACCAACUCCAGCGCAAGCAGCUGGAAAAUGGGGAGACUACAGAAACUGCGACACACCUUUGCGCACACUGGAGCAUAUGUUACGGCACAUUACUUCUCGCCAUAAAAUUGAUUACGUACUAUGGACAGGUGAUAUUCCACCACACGAUGUCUGGAACACAACCCGACCGGAGCAAGUUCGAUUACUGCAUUACGUAUCACGAAUCCUUCAGCGCCAUCUGCCGGGAAUACCUGUUUACCCAGCUCUUGGAAAUCAUGAAAGCGCGCGAAUUAAUAGUUUCCCACAACCGGAAGUAAAAGGCAGAUUUUCUAUUCAAUGGCUUCAUGAAGAAGUAACUAAAGCCUGGGGGCACUGGCUUCCGCCGGAAGCACUGCGUACCUUGCGGAAAGGAAUGUAUUACGCAGUGCGUAUCAAUCCUGGAUUACGACUUCUCUCUCUCAACAUGAAUUACUGCAACAGCCAAAACUGGUGGAUGUUGUUAAAUUCCACGGAUCCAGGACAAGAAUUAGAGUGGCUUGUUCAACAGCUGCAAGAAGCUGAACUCAGAGGCGAAAAGGUUCAUAUCAUUGGCCAUAUACCACCCGGUCACAGUGACUGUCUACCUGUGUGGAGCGCCAACUAUAAUCGAAUUAUAAAUAGGUUUGAGAACACAGUCAGAGGUCAAUUUUUCGGUCAUAGUCACUUAGAUGAAUUGGAGAUUUUCUAUGAUGGACACAGACCCACUUCAGUGGCGUACAUCGGUCCAUCGGUCACCAGCUACGACGGCGUUAAUCCUUCUUACAGAAUUUAUACGGUCGAUGGAAAUUACCCGGAGAGCACUCAGGCUGUUUUGGAUCACGAGACAUACUAUUUGAAUCUGACAGAAGCCAAUAUGCUGGAUAAACCAAAAUGGCGGAAGUCAUACUCAGCCCGCAAAGAAUAUGGCCUAACAUCGCUGCAACCGGAUCAGUGGAACAAGCUCCUGGAACGUUUCCAAGAAGAUGAUAAGUUAUUUCAGAAAUUUGUCAGUCAUUUAUAUCAUCUGAGUGACUUUCCAAGAGAAGACUGCACAGGUGAAUGCAAACAAGAGACUCUUUGUCGAAUGCGCACUGCUAGAUCGCACGAUUCUUCGUUUUGUAACUGACAGCUCUUCAUUUGAGUUGUUUGUUUUAUAAUAUGUACAAAGCACCUGACUAUUUCAAGCAUUGUUUCAUCCAAAUUAUCGGAAUUCUAUGAGCAUUGUUAGUUUUGUACCAAAAACUGUUCUUUUAAAACAUGAAGCGACCUCUUUUCCAUAACUGGCCGCAUAAAUUUAGUAAUAGUUCAAGAAAAUUAAGAUUUUAUAGAGGAAGAAACGUACUUGUAAAUUGUUAAAGAGAUGAAGUCUCAGUUAACCCAUGCAAUACUUUCUGAAAGAAAUUUAUCUGAUGUAAGAAUAUUACUACAGUUGCUCCUUUAAAAUGAGAGAAAUAGAAAUUAUAAUUUUAAAUAGGAUUACAAGCAAAUAAAUUAAAGAAACACAUGUCUAUAAAGCUUAACUGAAUACGUUAUUUUAAUGAAUUAAUAUGUUUUAGGAAUCUAAUUUUAAGAUAAAAUAUUUUUCCAUCUGGCUUGGAUAAAAUUGAUUCGUUUGCUUGUAACUCGAAUAUUUUUAAUAUCAAAAAUUAAUAUCGAAGUUCAAAUAAUGAAGGGUAAAUGCACAAAAAUUUUAUAUUAUUUUAAAGCGACAUACAUUGUUAAGUUACAUACAACAGUUUGCAAUGGCUAAUUGUAUUUUAACCAAUCAUUUACAGUCUUCUCUGGUAAUUCCUAUAUAAAAAAGGUAGUAAAGAAGACCAAAUGAUUCAUGUUUAAUUUAGCUUAUAUCCUACCCCCCGUCAUUCGAAAAAAAUGGAGCACAUUUUGAAAUAUUGCAUCAAAAGCGUAAAAUGGGAAAAGAAAAGGAAGGAAAAUUUUCUAAAUAUUUAUUAUACAGAAUAUACCAUAAUGUGAGUCUAAUUCAUGUGCUAAACUGUAUAGGAAAUUAUAAGGUGAAAGUAAUAUUACAGUAUCUUAAAUAUGUUAACCGUCAGCACCUGCCCCAUAUUUCUUUUCUUUUUUUUUUGUGUGUAGCAGGCCUACAGAAUCGUUUACUUUUGUUUAGAAAGGCCACGUAUUAUGUCAGUGCUUAUACGGAGAAAUGAAUGAAUUGAAGACUACGGGGUUUACCCGUAUUUGUUACGUCUAAAUGUUUUGUGAAUAUUUAUUUACAAUCAGUGUCGGUAUUAUUUAUUUAUGUCCUUUGUUUUAUUUAUUGCAGUUUGUGUGUUGUAUUUCAUCUUGUCAUUGAAAAUAAAAUAAAUAUUUUCCAAGUGAA